Messenger RNA from Brassica oleracea var. oleracea, 719 nucleotides. Its product is annotated as protein mago nashi homolog. The record is from RefSeq and is a predicted model, not a curated record. The transcript is spliced from 3 exons. Lineage: Eukaryota; Viridiplantae; Streptophyta; Magnoliopsida; Brassicales; Brassicaceae. Gene Ontology annotation, biological process: RNA splicing. Gene Ontology annotation, cellular component: exon-exon junction complex; nucleus. The coding region runs from base 94 to 540 and encodes 148 amino acids.
UUGGGGGUUCCUCUAAAAAAAGGGGCAGAACACAACUCAGAAGAGAAAUCGGGAGAGCGAGCUCGAGGUCUUAAUUCUCCAGAAAUCGAGGGCAUGGAAGAAGCAAACGAGUUCUACCUGAGGUACUAUGUCGGGCACAAGGGGAAAUUUGGACACGAGUUCCUGGAGUUCGAGUUUAGACCGGACGGUAAGCUCCGAUACGCCAAUAACUCAAACUACAAGAACGAUACGAUGAUCCGGAAGGAAGUGUUUCUCACCCCCGCCGUUCUCAAGGAAUGCAAGCGUAUCGUCUCCGAGUGCGAGAUAAUGAAAGAAGAUGAUUUUAAGUGGCCGGAACCUGACCGUGUUGGGAGACAAGAGCUUGAGAUCGUUAUGGGAAAUGAGCACAUCUCCUUCGCUACAUCUAAGAUUGGUUCUCUUGUUGAUGUCCAGAGCAGUGAUGAUCCUGAAGGUCUUCGCAUCUUCUACUAUCUUGUUCAGGACUUGAAAUGUCUUGUUUUUUCGCUCAUCUCGCUGCACUUCAAGAUCAAGCCUAUUUAGAGAAAGAAAUCAGUCGAGUUGCUGGGAGUAUGUGGCUGAAGUUUGUAUUUUUUUUUUUAAUGUUUCUGACUCAUCAACAUUACUGAGAUUCAUGCUAGUUUCUUGUUCUGUUGUUUCAAUGAAUCUUAAAUAAGCGUUGGUAAUGGUUUGACAACUUAUAAUUAGGUGAGCUUUUCCCA